Molecule: messenger RNA, 720 nt
Organism: Acanthamoeba castellanii str. Neff
Lineage: Eukaryota; Discosea; Longamoebia; Acanthamoebidae
Exons: 3
Coding region: 1-720 (239 amino acids)
Source: RefSeq, a predicted model, not a curated record
AUGCCCGGCCACGAGUGGAGGUCUACGACCCGAACUACGACUCGCCUAAGUACGCGAUCAUCAAGUCGAUCCAGGACGACAUUAUGGCCAAGCUGUGCCACGGCGGUCUGCUCGGGGAAGAUCGACGUCAGCAUUGGCGCCUCCGGCGCCUUCGCUUUCGCUGGUGCCGCCGCAUUCGCGUUCGCCGUCGCCUUCUCUUUCGCUCUCGCCUUCGCCGUCGAGCCCGUCGGCCUCGGCGGUUCCUUCGAGCUCAGCCUCGGGCAGCCCUCGCCGGCUGCGAGCGCCUCGACCUCGUCCGCCUUCAGCUUCGCCAGUAGCUACGCAUUCGCCGUCGGCUUCGCUCUGGCUUCGUCGGCCUCGUCUCCGCCCUCCACUUCCGCCUAUCCGUCCUCCCCCUCGGCGUCGCCCACGCCCAGCACCGCUGCGCCUUCGCUGUCCGCAUUGGUCACGCCGGCGGUGGCCGCGUCGGAGGGCCUGACGGAACAGCACAAGAUGGCGGUGGGCCUGGGCGUGGCAGGAGGCGUGGCUGCGGCAGCGGCCGGCCUGGCGGGCCUAGCGGCUGCGGGCGUCGUGUUGGCCCGGAAGCGACGACAGUCAGCGCCGCAGGAGCCGGCCGACCCCUACUUCGUCGAGGAGGACGACCAGCGAGGGGUGGCCCACCAGAACGACAUGUACCAGGACCCCAGCAACCACAACCACCUCCACACCGACCACGUGUGA